Scophthalmus maximus (turbot) is the source of this 1471-nucleotide messenger RNA. RefSeq lists its product as uncharacterized. The record is from RefSeq and is a predicted model, not a curated record. The coding region runs from base 208 to 1209 and encodes 333 amino acids. Gene Ontology annotation, molecular function: N-acetylgalactosaminide beta-1,3-galactosyltransferase activity. Lineage: Eukaryota; Metazoa; Chordata; Actinopteri; Pleuronectiformes; Scophthalmidae. The transcript is spliced from 4 exons. Gene Ontology annotation, cellular component: membrane.
CUCCACUUCCUCCCUGUGUGCUCGUCUGUGCGCAGUGUUGGUUUUAGCUCCGCCCCGGCCUGAAUGUGAAUGGGAGUCAUGAUCAGAGUUGUAGCAGAAACACCUGUGUGGGAGAGAGAAGCUCUGACUCUUUGUUCCUGUGACAGAAGGAGCAGAGACGUGUGACUCGGCCUCAUCCCGGACCAGUUUCACAGGUGAACGGAGAGGAUGAAGAAGACCCUGUCUAAUCGUCUAAAGUUCACCACGGGACUGCUGAUUGGAUUCCUCUGGGUUCGCUUUAUGCUGGACCUGAAGAUUUCAACAGAGCAGGUCAUUUAUUUUUCGAGGGGUAUGGAGCACAAUGUCAAAAAGGGAGACGAAAUACAACAUCAUGAUCAUCAUCAUCAUUCAGGUGAGAACCGGAGCUCAGCAGCUAGUUCUUCUCAACCAACACGCAUCUUAUGCUGGAUCAUGACUGGACCCAAGUACCUGGAAUCCCGAACCAAGCACAUCAAAGGCACGUGGGCCAAGCACUGCGACAAAGUGCUGUACAUGAGCUCUGUGAAGACGGACUUCCCCACUGUGGGGCUGAACGUGAGCGAGGGGAGGGACAACCUGUACUGGAAGACCAUCCGGGCGUUCCAGUACAUCCACCAGCACCACCUGGACGAAGCCGACUGGUUCAUUAAGGCAGACGAUGACACGUUUGUGGUCAUAGAGAAUCUGCGCUACACCUUGUCCAAAUUCGAUACAGAGAAGCCGUUGUACCUUGGCAGACGAUUCGCCCCUUUCUUCCGUCAAGGCUAUAUGAGCGGAGGAGCAGGUUAUGUACUCAGCAAGGAAGCACUGCGAAGAUUCGUCAGUGGUUUCAGUUCGGGGAAAUGUACCCACUUCUCCGACAUAGAGGACAUGGCUUUGGGACAAUGUAUGGAGAAGAUGCAGGUGGAGGCGGCAGACACAAGAGACGUGAAGAAUAGACAAACAUUUCAUGCUUUCCCACCAGAGCUGCACCUGGUCAGACAACCCCCAAGACCACUGCCUUGGUAUCUGCUUUACGAAUACUACAAUGUUGUAGAGGGUCCAGGUUGCUGCUCAGAUUUUGUCGUGUCCUUCCAUUAUAUUUCCGCCGACCAGCUGUAUGUUUUGGACUACCUGACGUACCAUCUGCGGCCAUAUGGAUACAAAUACAGAUUUAAUCCUGAUGAAAAAACUGAACUCGCCGCCGCAUGACAUCCUCGGCAGUAACUGGAGGAGAGGUUGUGUUUGUCAGCACACUUCAGUGCCAAGAUGACUUUAUUCAACGUAAGAUUUUCUAAGACCAUCAUUUUUAUAGCUUUUUUUCUGGUUACAGACCUGUGGAUGUCCUCGGGUCUUCCUGCAAAGGUCUGAUGUCAACUGUGAAAACUGUUUUCAUGAUGUUCGGGAGUACGAGUGGGUGUGUGUUAUUGAGCUGAAAUUAAGAAAUGCGACUAAUAAUCACAUUUUAAGCUGC